CUCAAUUUAUUUUGUCUUCGCUGUCCGAGCUAACGUGGACACUGUCAAUUCGCUAGACUCCCCACUUGAGAACUCUCUCUGGCCCUCCCCUUUUAAGACGCCUUGGGUUCCCACCCCCUUUUGACCAACGACUCGCGACCUCCUCCCACACCGCAUCAUGGCUUCCACUGAGGAUCCCGUCGCCCCUGUUGCUCCCGCUGAGCUUGACGCCGACAUCGCGCCCCCCGCGACUCCCGUCGAAUCAACCAUCCUUUCCGGGAGCGAGGGACCGCUGACAAGUCCUGAUGUCUCUCGGGACAAGGAAAAUGUCAAGGCAUCGCCGGUCAAGAAGAGCCCGACAAGCACCACAACCACCAGACGUCCGCUCUCCGGAACGACCAGCGCUACGAAACGACCCAGCUCCGUCUCCGGACCCCCUAAGACCGCGACGUCGACCUCGCGCACCUCCACCACCAAUGGCACCACCCUGAACAAGCCACCCACGCGCCCUACCAGUACCACCACCGUGCGCAAGCCUCUCGGCACGUCCACCACCACGAGCUUGCACCGGUCUCGCGCAUCGGUUAGUUCGGCAGAUGAGAAGUCCCGGUCGGUGGCCAGCUCCGGAGACGAAAAACGAGGAAUCUCCAGUGCGGCCAAGCGCAUGUCUCUGGCAGGUACCCCCGCCACUCGGGCCCCUGUCAAGUCCACCACAUCCACCGUGGAUCGACGCUCCAGCAUUGCGGGCUCCACCACAGCGGAGAAGAGAACGUCCACUUCUCGUCCGAGCACAGCAUCCACCGUGAAGCCGCUUGCCAGACCGACCACUGCAACGUCGACCUCUCGCCCGACCACGUCCUCAUCCACCACGGCACGCCCAACCACCCGUCCGUCUUCCAUGGCUUCGAAGCCUGUUACGUCAACCGUGACCAAACGCUUGAGCGCUGCGCCAAAGCUUGCCGGAGAAGAUGCGGAGAAAAUCCAAUCCCUGCAAAACCAGCUGUCCGAGAGUGAGGCCACUGUGUCCAAGCUCAAGGCGGAUCUGGACACGGUGAACAUCAAGCUUACCGAGCUGUCGUUGGCUCCGAAUGAGAGUGCUGCCCAGGACAUUGACGAGGCCACCAAGGCGCUCCGAGAGCAACACACGGCGGAAAUCGAGAAGCUGACGGCUGCGCAUGAGGAGCAGCUGCAGGCCUUGCGCGUUCAACUUGAAGAAGCAGAGGUCAAGCACAAGGAGCUCGAGGAACGGUCUCUGAAGGACCUAGAGGAGGCCGCUCAAACGGCAGCCGCCAAAGGAGACGAUGAGACCGCUAAUGCCCUGAAAGAGCUGAAGCAGACUCAUCAGGCUCAAUUGGAGGCGCUCGAGAAGGAGCUGGAACUGCAGAAGGCUGCGGCUGCUGGAUAUGCCGAGCAACUCGAUGCCUUGAAGGCUGAGUUAGAAGUGCAGAAGAGCCAGUACGUGGAAGUCACCCAAGUCUUGGAAGCCAAGGCCACGAAACUUGACGAACUCCACCGGGAACUGAAUGGUCGAGACCAAGUGGUGGAAACUCUGCACAUGGAAAUGGAUCGCCUGAACCAUGCCAAGGAACAAGAGGCUCGGGCGGCUGAGGAGGCUGCCAAGCAGACCAUUGCUGCUCUAGAGGACAAGGUUGCGUCGCUCGAAACCAAGCUGGCCGAAGCUGGAUCCGUCACCGACGGAAGUGGCGAGGAGGCUGCAGCCCGCCUGGCUGAGAGAGAGCAGGAGAUCGUCGAGCUGAAGGAAGCCCUCACGCAAGCUCAAAGUGAACUUGAACAGGCCCGCGAGUCUGCGGAAGUUGCACUAUCGGAGAAGAUCAAGGAGCUUGAAGCUGCCCAUGAGUCUGCGGUGGCCAAACUUCAGUCCGAGCAUCACGAGAUUCUUGACAAGAUGCAGCUUGAGCUUCAGCAGGCACGGGAUGCUACCGAGACUGGCCUGGGAGAAAAAGCCAAAGAGCUUGAAGCUGCUCACCAGGCAGCUAUCGAUCAGCUCCAGCUGCAGCACGAAGAAACUCUUAAGGAAGUGCGGGCCGAGCUCCAGAAGGCACGCGAGGAGACCGAGACCGGCUUAGGCGAAAGGUCAAAGGAGCUCGAGGCGGCUCACGAAGCUACGAUCGCCAAGCUUCAGCUCGAACAUGAGGAAGCUCUUUCAAGUGUGCAAGCUGAGCUUCAGCAGGCCCGCAAUGACACUGAGACCGGCUUGGGAGAGAAGGCUAAGGAGCUCGAGGCUGCUCACGAGAUUGCGGUUGCCAAGCUUCAGUCCGAGCAUCAAGAGAUCCUGGCUAAGGUCCAGGCCGAGCUCCAACAAGUGCGUGCUGAGACUGAGACCAGCUUGAGCGAGAAAAUUGAAGAGCUCAAUGCUGCGCAUGAAGCCACAAUCGCCAAGCUCCAGCUUGAACAUCAAGAGGCUCUCGACAAAGUCCAGGCCGAACUUUCCGAAGCGCGUAAUGCCACGGAGACCAGUAUGGGUGAGAAGGCCCAGGAGCUCGAAAGCGUUCAUGAGGCUGCCGUCGCCAAACUCAAGUCUGAGUAUGAAGAGACCAUUGCCAGUCACGAGGUCACCAUCGCCGACUUGAAGAACAAGCACGACGAGGCGCUUGCCUCGGCUGCCGCAGCCCACGCUCAGGAACUUGCGAUUGCCAAGGAGGCGGUUGACUCCGUUGGCACCACCCACUCUCAAGAACUCCAGGAACUCCGCGACAAGCUUCAGGCAUCCGAAGCCGCCUACGAGGCCGCGCAAGAGGACCGCGAGGAGUUGCUCGCUGAGCUUGAUGCCGCGCACCAGGCUGAGAUGAAUGCUCUCCGGCAACGAUUGGAGGCCACGGAGCAGCAUCUCACCGAGGCCCGACAAGCUUUGGACGAUGGCGCUAACUCGGCGCAAGAUCUGGCUAUCCAGGAGAUUGAGUCGCUCAAGGAGAAGGUUGGUGCUCUUGAAUCGCAGCUGUCCACUGGGCAGGGUGAGAUCAAGUCCCUUCAGGAUGAGAUCCAGACCAAGCAAGGCCAGGCUGAGGCCCUUCAGCAGAGCCUGGAUGCUUUUGAAGACAAGACCAAGACCAAGGACGCCCAACAGCAGAGCCACUUAAAGACUCUGGAAGAGUCUGCUGCCGCUGUCAGCAAGGAAUUGGAAGACAAAGUCAAGGAAGCCGCCGCGGUUGCUGAGCAGCACGCGCAGACCCUUGACUCCAUCCGGGCGGAACAUGCUGCUGAACUCGAGAAGGCUCGGACGGAUGUUUCUGGAAAUCAGGAGCAGGCACUCGGGGAGCUGCAGGCCAAAUAUGAGGAAUCGGUUGCCCUGUUGCGGGACUUGGAAUACAGACAUGCGCAACAAAUGGAGGCUCUGCAGGCCGAGCUCAACACAGCCCUUCAGCGCCACGCCAACGAGAUCACCUCCCAAGCUGAAGUUCGCGCCCAGGAGAUUGCAGAGCUCCAGAAGCAGCACGAGGAAACCCGGGCCCAGCUCCACGCUGAGCUGCAGGCUAGCCAAGCCUCCAAGGCCGCCGAAUCGGACGCAGAGCACAGCAAGGCGAUCGAGCAGCUUCUGACCAUUCAGGAGGAGAAGCUUUCCAACCUCCGUGCUGAUCUCGAGUCUACGAACCGGGCCAAGAUCGAAGAACUACAGAACUCUCACGACGCGGCCCUGGCAGAAGUGCACGCACAGCUGGUGGAAGCUCAGGCUGCUGCUCAGGACGCUUCCAUCCUGGACAGCCUGAAGCUAACCAUUGCUGACCUUGAGGGCAAGUUGACGGAAGCCGAGCGGUCUGCGGCGGUGAGUGGCGAGCUCGCUGGGAAGCACAGCGCCGACCUCUCCAAGGUCGAGGCCGAGAAGCAUGAGUUGGAAGAGAAGCACCAAGCCGUGUUGGCGCGGGCCGAAGAACUCGAAAAGACCCUGAAUGCUUCGCAAAGCGCGAGAACGGAACUUGAAGCGGUCCUGCAACAGCUUGCUGCAUCCAAUCACGAACUGUCGCAGCUCAAGAGCCAGCACGAGACCCUUACCAGCGAGCUCGAGCAUUUCCGUUCGCAGAAUAAGAGCAUGGAAGAGCGAGUCCUGCAAGGCGAACGUGACCUGAACAGCCAGAUUGAUAAGAACAUGUCGCUCCUCAACCAGCUGGGAGAAGUUGACUCGAUGAUCUCGGCCAGCCGCAAGCGCACGCGGGAGUUGGAGGCGGAAGUGGCGGCGCUGAAAGCCGACAAGGACAGUGCCAAGGGCCCAGCGGUUGGCCUUGAUGGCAGCCGGUGGGCUGGAGAGACCCUUGCCAGAGAAGACGGUGGUUCCGCCGCAGUCGAAGGUGAGGACCUUGGUUCAUCUAUUCAGGGAACGGUGGGAUCUCCCCGUUUAUCGUCAUCCUCGUCUCCUACGGGACUGCCCCAAUUUCACCCUUUCACCUGACACGCCCGUUCCCAUUGUGCCGACAUGGAUUGACUGAUUGGUUUGGGAUAUGAUAGAUGGCCAGUAUCCAAGAGCAGCUUAAACACAUCCGUACCACCAAUGAUGACUGGUAUGAUGAGCACCGACGGUAAGACUUGACUGGUAUGCUUGAUGGCGGACGUCUGCUGACUGGG
Messenger RNA from Aspergillus saccharolyticus JOP 1030-1, 4554 nucleotides. RefSeq names its product M protein repeat protein. Gene Ontology annotation, cellular component: Golgi apparatus. The coding region runs from base 158 to 4381 and encodes 1407 amino acids. Gene Ontology annotation, biological process: Golgi vesicle transport. Lineage: Eukaryota; Fungi; Ascomycota; Eurotiomycetes; Eurotiales; Aspergillaceae. The transcript has a single exon. Gene Ontology annotation, molecular function: small GTPase binding. The record is from RefSeq and is a predicted model, not a curated record.